AUGGACCUGCUCAGUGGAACUAUUUUAACAACUUUUUCAGAUUGCAGAGGUGAAGAGGCUGUAGACCAGCAGAGUGGACAUGUUUCUGCCCUUGAAGGAGGACUGGUAACACUCAGCUGUAACUACACUAUUACCAGUAGUCCAUCUCCUGAUCUCUUCUGGUACAUCCAGUUAACUAGGGACUCUCCUCAGUAUGUCCUGAGAAGAGAUCGUUAUUCAGAAGGGAGCAAUAGUUAUGAGUUUAAGAAGAGGUUUGAUUCCAGGCUGAAUUUCACAUCUAGCUCUGUCCCCUUGACGAUCCAGAGGUUGCAGCUGUCUGACUCUGCUGUGUUCUACUGUGCUCUGAGGUCCACAGUGACAACAAGUGAUUCAGUCACUGCACAACAACACAGGGUAGAGUGUUGUUCAGACAAUGUCACAAGCUUCUCAGUGUUUGACGAUACACAGAAAGAGGAGGAGACAAGGAUUUCCUUUUCUCAUCAUGGCCUAGUUACAUCAGAGUGGUAUUACUCUUCUCCCACUGAUCUCACGGUAGCAGGCAUGGAACCCUGGUUGAGGAAUUUACUGAUUCUUGCUUCAUUUUGUUAUGAAUGCAGAGGAGAAGACUCAGUCAUUCAGCCACCAGGAGAUGUGAUCGCUACUGAGGGAGAACAGGUCACACUGGACUGUCAAUUUGAUGCAGUUAAUACUAAUAAUCUCUACCUGUUCUGGUACAAGCAUGAAGUAAAUUGCUUCCCAAAGUUCAUGCUGGGACUUUUUUCUUUUAGAAGUACAAAUGCCACUGGAAAUAAGAAGAGAUUUGAUGCCCAUCUAGAUAAAGACUCAAAAUCUGUCCCCUUGACGAUCCAGAGGUUGCAGCUGUCUGAUUCUGCUGUGUACUACUGUGCUCUGAGGCCCACUGUGACAACAGGAUAUACAGCCCCCCUACAAAAACUAGUGUAUCCUUGGCGCUAAUGUAGAAACAAU
Messenger RNA from Salvelinus fontinalis (brook trout), 966 nucleotides. RefSeq lists its product as uncharacterized. The record is from RefSeq and is a predicted model, not a curated record. The transcript is spliced from 3 exons. NCBI's taxonomy places the organism in Eukaryota, Metazoa, Chordata, Actinopteri, Salmoniformes, Salmonidae. The coding region runs from base 1 to 954 and encodes 317 amino acids.